Saitoella complicata NRRL Y-17804 is the source of this 900-nucleotide messenger RNA. RefSeq names its product iron-sulfur cluster binding protein. The coding region runs from base 61 to 900 and encodes 279 amino acids. Gene Ontology annotation, molecular function: ATP binding; 4 iron, 4 sulfur cluster binding; ATP-dependent FeS chaperone activity. The transcript is spliced from 2 exons. Lineage: Eukaryota; Fungi; Ascomycota; Saitoellomycetes; Saitoellales; Saitoellaceae. Gene Ontology annotation, biological process: iron-sulfur cluster assembly. Gene Ontology annotation, cellular component: cytosol. The record is from RefSeq and is a predicted model, not a curated record.
UCCGUCUUGUAAGUUCACAACAGUGAGAUCAUCAGCUUGCGCAAGGAGAUCAGAGCAGAUAUGUCAGCGGAUACCUCAGCAACGGCUCUCUCCAGAGUCAAGAACAUCGUCCUCGUUCUCUCCGGCAAGGGAGGCGUUGGAAAGUCCUCGGUAACGACACAGCUUGCGCUAUCACUGCGGCUACAAGGUCACAAAGUUGCUGUGUGCGACGUCGACCUUACCGGUCCUUCAAUCCCACGAAUGUUCGGCCUCGAGGGAAGGCAGAUACACGCAAGUAGCGCAGGCUGGAUUCCAGUAUACGCAGACGGCGAAGAAAAGGGCUUGGGUGUCAUGAGUCUCGGCUUCCUGCUCAAAGAUCGAGGAAACAGUGUCGUGUGGCGAGGCCCGAAGAAGACGGCGAUGAUUAAGCAAUUCUUUACGGAUGUGGUGUGGGGUGAAGUCGAUUAUUUGUUGAUUGACACCCCACCGGGAACUUCGGAUGAGCACAUCACGACAAUUGAGUCGCUACGGGAUUAUUUCCCGGCGUGUUCUGCUGUGUUGGUUACCACGCCACAAGAUGUCGCUACUGCAGAUGUCCGCAAAGAGCUCAAUUUCUGCCGAAAAGUCGGUCUGCGGAUCUUGGGUGUUGUGGAGAAUAUGUCUGGGUUCGUGUGUCCACAUUGCUCGGAUUGCACGAAUAUCUUCUCGAGUGGUGGAGGCGAGAAGAUGGCGCAGGAGUUUGGGGUGGAUUUCUUGGGACGGGUACCGAUUGAUCCGAAGUUUGUGUUGAUGAUUGAGGAGCAGAAUAAGAAGUCGUUGUUGACGAAGUAUCAGGAGAGUGCGCUUUGUGACGUUUUCAGGCCUAUAGCAGAAGGUGUCGUGCGGAGAGUUCAGAAUGGAGAGACCACGGUUAUCGUUUGA